Molecule: messenger RNA, 933 nt
Organism: Prorocentrum cordatum
Lineage: Eukaryota; Dinophyceae; Prorocentrales; Prorocentraceae
Source: the annotation of a GenBank genome assembly
AUGUUACUUUUGAAGAUGCUGACUCGCGCCGUGUGUCUGCACAAAUUGGAUUGGAAGCGUGAUUCCCUGGAGUUCAUGUGCGUCGACGGCCUUGCCACGGAAAAUAUCGACACACUGGCAGUCGGUGCAGCAGGGCGGAAUGGCACGCCUGUCGUCUUCCGCCGCGUUUUCGAGAUGGUGGUAUUGGGCAACCUCGUGGACAUCAAGGGCUCUGCUCGGCGUAGCCUGGAUCACAGGUUCCUGAAGGCCGAGGGGUGCUAUUGGGCGUCUUGGUCGAUUGUCCUGCACAACACAGUCUUGCUUACGCAGGCCAUCAUGUCGAAUGAGGCGACCGCGAACGUCGGUGCCCUCCUCUGGUCGUCCGGCGAGUGCCCCAGCCUCUACGAGCUGGCGCCGCGGGUGCCCGCAGAGCUGGCGCCCGGCGUGGCGCGGGCGCUGCGGCGCUCCCCGCACGACCCCUCCAGCAGCCCCACGGCGUGCGAGAGCGCCGCCGGGCCAGAGCUCGCCGCCGCGGUCGGCCGCCUCGCGGACCCGAGAACCGGUCCUCGCAGAUACGGCAGGCCGCUUCGGUCGUGGUCGCGGACCGCGCCCAGCUGGUGUGCGGCGCGCCCACCAUGCAGGCGCUGCGGGCGCUGGAGAGCCCAUCCGAGCCAUGUACCCGGCCCAGUACGAGGAGGCCUUGACGGACAGGCUCCUGCUCAGGAGGUGCUCACCCCCGGGGCGCUGGCGCGGGAGCUCGACCGCUACUGCGGCCGGGGCGGGGCCCGCGCAGGGCGCCGCGGCGAGGAGGGCGGCGGGCCCGCCGAGGGCGAGGACCAGCUCCACAUCACGACAGACCUGAACCAGCUGUUCGCGAUGCCGCCGAGUGGUUAUGCCCAGCCCGACAGCCAGCUCACGGCGGCCUCGGCGGCACGUGCUCCGGCUGAAGCAUGA